GGUGAAGUGGUAUGUUCCUCUCCAGCAGCUGAUACCAUCCAUCCUAAAAAUAGAGUCAGUCACUCAGACAGCCACAGACAUACACUGAGCUCUCUUUAUUCAGUUCUGUCUUCUCUAAAAGUAAAGAAAACCACAGUUUCUAUUCACUAUUUAAAACAUUUACACAGGAAACUACAAGAACAACUCUACGAGAAGUCAAAAUGCCAAAGAUUGUGAGACCAGAGAAUUGUCAACCAGCCAGAACACUGUGGUAUGACCGGAAAAAAUAUGUGACUAUCAACUUUGUGGUUCAAAACCCAAAAGAUGUUCAAGUAGAUGUCCAGGACACAAAAAUUAUUUUAAGCUGCAAAGAUGUAGAUGACAACAAUAUCUACAAUGAGAUUGAAUUUUAUGACAGAGUAUAUAAAUCUGAUUCAAGGGAGAAAGUCUUGGACCGAACAAUUAAUGUCUUGAUAAGGAAAGUAAAAGAAAAUGUGGCAUGGCCUCGACUCCAGAAAGAUCUCGCAAAGCCAGCAUGGCUGUUAGUAGACUUUGAUAACUGGAGAGACUGGGAGCAUGAAGAGGAAGAAGGCAUGGCAGAAUAUGAGCAGUAUGUUGAUAUGCUUAAUGAAAUGAAGAACAAAGGAGAGCCUCCUGCCAUGGAUGACCUGGACGAUCUUAGUGACUGAAGGAGCACUAAGAUGAGCUUUAAAAAUGUUAUAUCUGCAGUAAAAGUCAAUUGCCCUGAUAAAUUUGCAAUAAACCCUACUGCCAUUGACAAUGUGAGCUAGACAUAUGUAUGCGUGUGUAAUGUGUAUGACUUAUGGAUGUAUGUAAUAUGUAACUGUCUUUUUUAACCUUUGGUUUUCUUUACUUGUAAAACAAAUCAUAUUUGCUUUGUCAGAAACCAAAUUAAACAUCUUUUUUUUUCUAUUUAUGAUUUUAAAAAUGCAACUAAAAAAUUGUUUAUGAAUUUUCAUAUACUGUGUAUGUGUGUAUGUUUUCUACAUUAAAGAGUUUGAAAUUUGUGA
Molecule: messenger RNA, 1010 nt
Organism: Labeo rohita (rohu)
Lineage: Eukaryota; Metazoa; Chordata; Actinopteri; Cypriniformes; Cyprinidae
Gene: ptges3l
Product: prostaglandin E synthase 3 like
Exons: 7
Coding region: 201-668 (155 amino acids)
Biological process (GO): chaperone-mediated protein complex assembly; protein folding
Cellular component (GO): cytosol; nucleus
Molecular function (GO): Hsp90 protein binding; protein-folding chaperone binding
Source: RefSeq, a predicted model, not a curated record